Molecule: messenger RNA, 740 nt
Organism: Vanessa tameamea
Lineage: Eukaryota; Metazoa; Arthropoda; Insecta; Lepidoptera; Nymphalidae
Exons: 3
Coding region: 200-634 (144 amino acids)
Biological process (GO): sleep; positive regulation of voltage-gated potassium channel activity; regulation of synaptic transmission, cholinergic
Source: RefSeq, a predicted model, not a curated record
AACUACAUAAAGGCAGCCCUAGUUGUUGUUACUUGUUUGGGUGUGUUCAACUUCAAUCUCAACUGACAACUUCACAGUUCACUCACUUGUUAUAUUUGUUCGUUUAAAAUUAAAUAUUAUAUUACUACGUUCUAUUUUCAUUGUUAAACCUUAAUUACGUAGUUAUCUAUAAAAAAAAACAAUAUACAGUGAAUAUAAAAUGAAUAUUAAGUCAAUUAUUUUAUUUUUUUUAUACACUGCUCCUACAGUUUUCUGCGUGAGAUGCUAUCAAUGUGCGUCGUCGCAAAAUUUAAUAGAAGAUACAUGUGGGGCUUACAAAAGAUUCGAUACAAAUAGUCACAUUGCAGUAGAGUGUGGCAGCGAUGAAUCUCAUAUACCUGGAUCAUUUUGUGUGAAGCUUACUCAACAAGGACCCAAAGGAUUUAUAUGGGAUGGUCGCUGGCGUCAAGUGAUCAGACGCUGUGCAUCGGUCUCAGAGACGGGAGUAACUGGUGUUUGUAAUUGGGGGGUCUAUGAAAAUGGUGUUUACUGGGAAGAGUGUUACUGUUCAUCUGAUGAGUGUAAUGGGGCCUCAUCUAUUUAUAUACCCAUAGCUUUAUUACUAAGUGCUAUUGUCACAAUUAUACUGACAUAAUAUAUUUUAUAUCUAAUUUUAAAUAAGCAAUAUAUAUUUAUAUUUAUAACGAAAUCUUGACCAUAAUGGUCAUGGUAAGGAUUACUUUAUGAUUAGUGUUAUUAAA